Messenger RNA from Brassica napus (rape), 2504 nucleotides. RefSeq names its product gibberellin 2-beta-dioxygenase 2-like. NCBI's taxonomy places the organism in Eukaryota, Viridiplantae, Streptophyta, Magnoliopsida, Brassicales, Brassicaceae. Bases 1429 to 2457 code for a protein of 342 amino acids. Gene Ontology annotation, biological process: response to light stimulus; gibberellin catabolic process. The record is from RefSeq and is a predicted model, not a curated record. The transcript has 3 exons.
UAUCUGCGAAAGAGUAUGAUGGAGUGCUUUGAGUUUCAAGAAAUAAGGCUUGACAAGAUGGAAGAAGAAGUGAUAAGAAUUAAAUGAAAUGAUAGUAUAUGGUUUUAUGUUCUUUAUGUGGUUUGGUUAUCUUAUGUAAUGAAAUUCUCUUUAGACUUAUGUAAGACUCUUAUGUGAUGUUUUGAGUGUUGAAACGUUAGAAUUAUGUUCAAAAAUUGUCAUGCAUGUUCUUUAUGUGGCUUUAUGAUGCUGAGUUUAAAACAUGAGUUUGACUUGUUUAUGCUCGAAAAUGAUCAUGUUCUUUAUGCUUGGUUAUGCUUGAAUAUGGUUAUUGCAUUGGAAGAUAAAGAACGUGAAAUUUUAAAACAAGUUUUAAAACGACAACAUAUAUCACAAUCAUACUUUUUGGCAGAUUUUAACAUCGUUCAUAAGUUCAUCAUCUCUCUCUCUCUCUCUUUCUCUCUCUCUCUCUCAAUAUAUCAAUUGAGUCAGUCGGUUUUUAAUGUCGAGUCGGUUCUAUUUUAAUGGGCAAUCUCUGUUCACAAAACAUAAUUUUUAAGGUUUCAUCUUGAUUUCGGAAUUAGAUUAGAAAAGGAGAUCUGGACAAAGUUAAAAAGAACGGGGCAAUAUGAAGAGAAUUUUUAUUUAUGGGUGGUCACCUCAUACGAUAUGUAGCAUAGGAAGAAUAAAUAAGGUCAUUGUGUUUACAGAGGGGAAUAAACAGUCAACCCUAAUUUUAUCACCCAUUUAGGUUAGUUUGCAUUUGAUUGAAUAUAAAAUAUACUUUUAUAUUUCAAAUCAAUUUUUAUGUUAUAUUUUGGUCAAAAUGCUCUAGAAAUUUUUCUAUCUAGUAAAAAGUUAUUAUAUCUUCGAUAAAAAAAUUACAGCUUUUUCUUACACAAACUAUGACGUUACACUACAUUUUGAAAUCGUGAAGCUGUUGAACUCUUUUAUCAAUAAUUGAUUAAGAAAAAAUAUGACCCGUGAAUAUCCGUGAUAUGUUCUUUAUUUGUUAUCAAUUGAUACGUGUGAUUAGUCAAAGUAAACUGAAAAAAAAACAUAAAAAAUAGGACCACGGUCACCAUACCAAUACCAUUUUCUCACCAUGCCAACUUCAAUUUCAAUAACUCACAUUAGAAGAUAAAAACAAAACAAAGCGCACGUUUUUUUUUCCAUGUGUGCGGAGAUAGAAGAAUAGACCGGACAUGCAAAACUAAAACUUGACUAAACAGUAACAUUUAAAUAAAAUAUUAUAUUAUAGACAUAAUGAAAUGCCUUUUCCCAGUCCCCAACAAGCCACUCCCUAUAAAUGCCAAGCAAAUAUAGCUUCCAUGAUAGUUCCUAAACCAUAACAAACUCAUUCAACCUUUUUUUUUGUAAAGAACUCCUUCAACCUUUGCUCCGAUCUUCAACCACAAUAAACCAAACAUGGUGGUUUUAUCACAGCCAGUCGCCUUAGACAACCACAUAUCCGUAAUCCCAACGUACACCCCGGUUCCGGUCUUCACUUCCCAACCAAUCCCCGUCGUGGACCUAACCGACCCAGAAGCCAAAACCCUAAUCGUGAAAGCUUGUGAGGAGUUUGGUUUUUUCAAGGUUGUAAACCACGGAGUCCGAGCUGACCUCAUGACCCGGUUAGAGCAGGAGGCUAUCCGCUUCUUCGCCUUGCCCCAGUCUCUUAAGAACCAGGCCGGUCCACCUGAACCGUACGGAUAUGGUAGUAAACGGAUUGGACCAAACGGUGACGUUGGGUGGAUUGAGUAUAUCCUCCUCAAUGCUAACCCUCAGCUCUCCACCCCUAAAACAUCCGACGUUUUCGGUCAAACCCCACAAAUUUUUCGAGAGGCGGUGGACGAGUACAUGCACGAGUUGAAGGAAGUGUCGUGCAAGGUUUUGGGGAUGGUGACGGAAGGAUUAGGGAUAGAGCCAAGGGACACACUGAGUAAGAUGGUGAGAGAUGAGAAGAGUGACUCUUGCUUGAGACUGAACCAUUAUCCGACGGCGGAGGAAGAGGCGGAGAACAUGGUGAAAGUAGGGUUUGGGGAACACACAGACCCACAAAUAAUCUCAGUGCUAAGGUCCAAUGACACGGCGGGUCUUCAAAUAUGUAUGAAAGAUGGAAGUUGUUGGGUUGCUGUCCCUCCUGAUCACUCCUCUUUUUUCAUUAUUGUUGGAGAUGCUCUUCAGGUUAUGACAAACGGAAGGUUCAAGAGUGUAAAACACAGAGUCUUAGCUGAUACAAGGAGAUCGAGAGUCUCGAUGAUAUAUUUUGGAGGACCGCCAUUGAGCGAGAAGAUAGCGCCACUUUCGUGUCUAGUCCCUAACCAAGAGGAUUGGCUUUACAAAGAAUUCACUUGGUCUCAAUACAAAUCUUCUGCUUACAAGUCUAAGCUUGGUGAUUAUAGGCUUGGUCUCUUUGAGAAACAACCUCUUCUCACACACAUGUCUAAUGAAUGAAACUAGUUAAGAUGAUCCUUUGUAUGGUAAAAAGUCAUAAUUACAAA